This is a messenger RNA of Cordyceps fumosorosea ARSEF 2679, 546 nucleotides long. RefSeq lists its product as hypothetical. The transcript has 3 exons. The record is from RefSeq and is a predicted model, not a curated record. NCBI's taxonomy places the organism in Eukaryota, Fungi, Ascomycota, Sordariomycetes, Hypocreales, Cordycipitaceae. Bases 1 to 546 code for a protein of 181 amino acids.
AUGAAGUUUCCCUUGAAUUCCAAGCUUACAGGCCUUCUGGCUACCUUCGCUAUGCUUCCUGCCGCGCUGGCCGCUGAUGACAGCUUCAGCUUGCUUUGUUACACCACGACUGGGUUGUUUGGGGCCGCCGAGCUCUAUUACAAGAAUGGGUUCAUUAUGAUUUCGAAUGCUACGUCUCCGUCCAACAUGACCUCUAUUUACUUUACUCGGGACCAGGGCUCCCCGUCUGCACCUUGGCGGGUCUCGUCCAACACGACCAAGUCGCCGAACCCUCACUUCAGCUCCGGCGCACUUGCGCUGCCGGUGUAUGACAGCCCCGGUUCGGCGAACGCGGGGGUUGCCGUCACGAACAGCUCGACUGGGUCUGCGGCGGAUCUGCUGUUGUAUGGGGAAACGGUCUUUGCUCGGGUCAAUGGCAGCUACCAGAACCCAUUCUAUGCCGCUACCACGAAUGACGUGGACGUCUGGCAGCUGCUGUGGAACCCGGUCGAUCCAGGUAACAAGGAUCUCACGCCCGUAGUGCUGCGUACGAGCAAUGUGCUGUGA